Coturnix japonica (Japanese quail) is the source of this 2769-nucleotide messenger RNA. The record is from RefSeq and is a predicted model, not a curated record. Lineage: Eukaryota; Metazoa; Chordata; Aves; Galliformes; Phasianidae.
UUCUGUGUGAGUGUAGCUAACAUGCCCUGCUGCUUCUGCUUUGUACAAAUCAUAUACAAAGUUAGAAAGAAGAUCCAGAUGGCAUUAUCUGCACUUGCUUAGGUAGAUGUGUAAUGUAAACAGAGUCUUACUGAAAUUAAAUGCUUAGAUUUUGGAGGGAAGAUGCAGUCCAUAAUAGGAAAAGUAAAGCUUUCUUAAUAUAAAUGUGAGUUUGUGAAGAUAGAUGCCUCUAGGGACCUGUAGAGGGAGAUCUGUUACAUCAAAAUGGUAUGUUGCUAUCUGUCCCUUCACUGUUAAGAAAUUACAAAAGAAGAUGCUUCAGGAUAUGAAGCAAUCAUGUAUACAGGAAGUUUAAUUUCCUUGGAGGAAAAAAAAACAAAAACAAACAAAAAGCAAAACAAAACAAACAAGCAAACAAACACAAAACUCACGUCUUUCCAGAUCAUGAAUAGUGUGUAGAUAUAGAGAAUAGCAAAAAUUCAAUGUUUUUGGUUCUGCUUAUAUUUCUACCUUGUGCCUCACAAAGGCUUGUGAGUGUUUUGCUCAUCAAAGUCAGUGGAAAGACAGACUACCAGCUUAGGUUUUAUGAACAUGUUUUGACCACUUUCUAGGAUUCCAUUGUGAUACUGAUGUAUCCAUACAUCUGAAUGGAUCUCUGCUGCAGGACCUAACUAACGACCAUCUGGCAGAGCCUUGAGUAUUCCAAAAAUAGUGACUUCCUGAGGAAGUCAUGCAGCCAUGAAUAUUCUCUUCAGAACUGCAGGUUUCUGAGGGGCAUUUUUAAUUUGGCAGCAAGCACUGUACAUGUGGAUGCAAACUAUAUCGAGGCUCACUCAUUCCCUCCAGAAAGAUUUGCUCAUCUACAAAAGCACCAUUCAAGCCCAAUAUCAAGAAAAAAUUGAAGAGAAAGCUUCAAAUCUCUAUAAAUAUGUGAAUGAUAGACUGAGAGACAUUGAGACUUGUCAUAAACGGAAAGAAGUCCAACUUCGACAAAGUUACCAACAACAGUUAUGUGAUGCGCUGGCUGUUCUCAGAGCAAAAACUGAGAAGUAUUACAACAUAAAUAUAGAAGAAAUAGAAGGUUCACAAGGAAAACUUUUGAGGUAUUUACGUGACAAACUGCAGGAGAAGGAGUCCAUAAUUGGAGAACUGAAGAGAAAACUGUGGGAAUAUCAAGUAAACAAAAGGACUAAAAUGGUCGUCUUUGAAGACGAUGACCGUGGAAACAAAAAGCUUGAAAAAGAGAAUGAAGAGUUCAAAGAAGAGGUUUUCAGGCUACGCAGUGAGAUUGCUCGUCUUGAAGAUUCUCUGCAACACUCUGAAAAAGAAAAGCGUGCAUUAGAUAAGCAGGUUCAAAGAAUGCAAUUAAAAAUGGAAAGUGAUGAGCGAACUAUUCAAAAGUUGGUUGAAUUUCAAGAACAGAUGAAGGCAGAACUUGAAAAUGGAAGAUCAUUAGGAGAAAAUCUGAUAACCAGUGUAGCACCUGAGCAGCAGCCUGAUGAAAGGUCCCUGAAUGCUGAAAAUGGGGAACUGAAGAAAUGUGAAGGUCAAGAGAGGCAAACCAUAGCAAGAAAGAAAGCUGAGCAAAGUAAUGCAAUAUGGAAAAAGAAAUUCCAGAUUGUCCAAAACAGUCUGCAUGCAAUUAAGGACGAGAUGUUUCUUAGACAAACACUGCAACGCCAGCUACUAGCACUUCGAUAUACAUCUCCUGGUGAAACAAUGGUUUGCCCUGUUUGUUGUAUUGAAAAUGACAGAAAAGGCACAAACAGAUUCAAAGCUGGCUCACAGUUACCUUCAACUUCGGACCAAGAUUAAAAAUAUUGGUGUGCUGUAGUGCUUUUUCAUACUGUUCAUAGAAGAAGCCACACAGUAAUUCAGUUUGAUUCUUUCCAUGCAAGCAGAGAUCAAUCUUCUAGCAGUUUUGCCUACAUGAAGCCUUUCUCUUACCAGAUCUCCCAAACAGAUCUGGACAAACAUGGGCAGUUUCGAUGUUUCUUUUGCAACAAGCUCCGUCUACUGACUGUCAAUUUUUCUGAAAAGAAUUGCUGCUCGCAUUUUAACAAGUGCUGAUCUUCGUGGAAAAGAGAGACGGGAGAAAUCGAACCCAAGUCCUAGACAGUUGCUAGUCCCCCUGGCCCACAACUACCUGAGGCCGUGCCAUCCCCCCACGCCGAGCUUCAGCACCACGGACAGGUGCCGCGCCCCGCUCCGCGCUUCAGCACCUCAGACAGCUCCACGCCCGCACAAGGCCGCGCACCGACGGCCCCGCCGGAGCCGUAGGGAGAAACACCAGCUCCGGAGACGGCUUCCAGCUCUUCCAUGGACGCCAGGGCCUUGCUGCCCUUCCUUUCCAGCAGCCAGCCUUUCAGCCCUUCUCAGUGCUUGUUAUCAGAGACCUGUCUGCAAACAGCCAGGGGAGAGUAUCUCUGAUACGUGCAGAUGUCAUUUUGUCCAAAGGUAGAACGGCAUUCUGCAAAGAUUGCGUGAGUUCUAGUCAGUAGGAAGUUAUUUAAUGAUUUUGUAUGCCUUUUUUUGUUGUUGUUGCUUUAAAAACACAUGAUAAACAGAUGAAUUUAUGUGCGUGACAGGAUUGCUUUAAUGUCCUUCUUAAGCUUGUGCCUCACUUGUUUCUUGGCUAUUCCUCUUAAAGGCGUGUGCUCAAACUACUACACGGGCAUUAGCAACUGGGCCUUUCACAAACAGCAGCAGCACCUGUGCAGAAUUCAGCCUGCUCUUGAGUAACUUUCCACUUUUGGAAACACAGCUGCU